AUGAGCUCUCUCAAGCGAAAGGAUGCCCCUGGGGGUACUCCUCCAUCGAAAGCGGCAAAGGCCUCCAAGGUGUCCCGGCCCUCGAAGCGCGAUACUCCCACCAAGGAAAGGAAGGACAAGAAAACGACUGAGGAUGCUCCCGCGCCCCGGGCUCCCGCAGUCUCAGCGCUGCUCAAGGACGACGAGCCUUUGUUCCCCCGUGGAGGCGGCAGCGUUCUUACGCCCCUCGAGCAGAAGCAGAUCACCAUGGAGGCGAAGGCAGACGCCGCAAAGGAAGAGGCCGAACUCUUCGACACGAAUGUGAAGGGAAAGGCAAAGAAGGAGAAGAGGAGGAAAGCAAAGGAUACCAAAGAUAUGAAGCCUGCAAGAGAUGAGGAUGCCGUCAAAAUUGAAGGUCUCAACUUCAAGCGAUUGGUGAAGGGCUCUCUGGUGCUCGGCCAGAUUAGCACAAUCGACCCGGUCGAACUAACGAUCGCACUGCCGAACAAUCUUACAGGACAUGUGUCAAUCGCUUCGAUCUCGGACACAAUCAACUCCAAGCUCGAGAAAGACGCCGCCGACGAAAGCGAAGACGAGGAGGAGGACGAAGACGACGAGGGCAUUGACCUCAAGUCUAUGUUCAAGGUCGGCCAGUAUGUUCGCGCACAUGUUCUGUCGACCGCAGACGAGUCCGGCACCGGGAAGCCCAAGCGCCGCAUCGAACUUUCCCUUCGGCCCACCGACGCCAACACUGGCAUCUCCAGUGACGAGGUUGUCGGGUACACAACGCUCAUGGCGUCAGUCACCAGCGUCCAAGAUCACGGUUACGAGAUGGACUUGGGUAUUGAGGGCGAUCUGAAGGGUUUCCUCGCCAAAAAGGAAGUCGGCCCCGACAUGGAUGAGGCCAGCUUGCGACCAGGCGCGGUCUGCCUCUGUGUUGUGAAGAGCGUUACCGGCAUUAUCGUCCAACUGUCAACCGACCCUCUCAAGCUGGGCAACACCUCGCUUGUGGCUUCCACUGCUCCGACGAUCAACUCUUUCCUGCCUGGUUCCCUCGCCGAUGUUCUGCUCACCGAAGUGACCAGCCGAGGUCUGCAGGGCAAGCUCCUCGGGCACUUGCCGGUUACCGCCGACUUGAUUCACUCAGGCGUUGGUCCCGAGGGUGUCGACUUGGAGGCCAAGUACAAAGUGGGCAACCGCGUUAAGGCGAGGAUCAUUUGCAACUUCCCGGCUGCGCGAGAGCCCAAGCUCGGUAUGUCUCUGCUGCCGCACAUCGUCUCUAUGCAGCCGAAGUCAUCCGGCAAAGGCAGCAGAGCCAAGGCUCCUCUUGACCUGCUUCCCAUUGCUUCAUUUGUGGAAAAGUGCACUGUACGCCAUGUCGAGCCUGAGAUCGGUCUCUAUGUUGACACUGGCGUUCCUGGCAUCUCCGGGUUUGUUCACAUUUCUCGCGUGAAGGACGGCAAGGUCGAUGCGCUGUACGAAAGCAGCGGCCCUCACAAGGUUGGCUCAACACAUCGCGGCAGAGUCGUCGGCUACAGCCCUCUGGAUGCCAUGUUCUUGUUGUCAUUUGAGCAGACUGUUCUUGACCAGCCUUUCAUCCGUCUUGAGGAUGUGCCCGUCGGAGAGGUCGUUACUGGUAAGAUCGAGAAGGUCAUUAUUGGCGAGAACGGUGUUAGCGGCUUGAUCGUGAAGUUGGCCGAAGGCAUCAGUGGUUACGUGCAUGAAUCACAUUUCGCCGACGUCAAACUCCAGCACCCCGAGAAGAAGUUCAGAGAAGGAGUUACCGUCAAGGCCAGAGUGCUCUCGGUGCGGCCGCGAAAGCGCCAGCUCCGCCUUACCCUGAAGAAAACUUUGGUCAACUCGGAUGCGCCAAUUAUCAAGAACCUCGAAGAGGUUGAGGUGGGUCUGCAAACUCCGGGAACAAUUACAGAAAUCGGUUCCGCCGGUGCUCAGCUCGAGUUCUUUGGCGGUGUUAGAGGAUUCCUGCCAGUGUCACAGAUGAGCGAGGCCUACAUCAAGGACCCUAGAGAGCACUUCCGUGCCGGCCAGGUCGUUAGCGUUCACGUCCUCAGCGUGACCCCCGAGGACCGCAGAAUGAUUGUUUCGUGCAAGGAUCCUUCGGCUUUCGGUUUAGACAAGCAGGCUGCGCUCAAGGCACUGAAGAUUGGCGACAUCGUCUCUGCCAAGGUCAGCCAGAAGACUGAAGAUGAGGUCUACGUUGAUCUUGAGGAGAGUGGUCUCAAGGCCAUCAUCCGCACUGGUCACCUCUCAGACAAGUCUGCCAGCAAGACCCAGGCCGCUCUGAAGCGCAUCAAUGUCGGCAACACUCUUACGGAGCUGAUGGUUUUGGACAAGAACGAGCUCAGACGUGCUGUUAUCCUUACCCAGAAGCCUAGCUUCAUUGAAGCCAGCAAGAACGGCACGCUUUUGACAAGCGUCGAGGAUGCUAUUGCCGGUGCUACCGCGCCUGCCUACGUCCGGGAGAUUGGCCCUCACGCUGUUUACGUUCAGUUUGGUGGCAACGUCACCGCCAUCCUCCCCAAGAGCAAGUUGCCAAAGGAUGUGCAAGACAAGGAGGCAUUCGGCAUGCGCAAGUACCAGAGUAUCGAGGUCCAGAUUGUGUCCUCCAACCCUGAGCAGAACCGCAUCAUUGUUGCGCCAGCCUCGGCCGACAAGCCUGCUCCCACUGUAUCCGAGUCCGCCGUAAACUCUGUCGACGACAGCAUCAAGACACUCGACGACAUCGCUCUCGGCACAACUCUCAACGCCCAGGUCAUGUCCGUCAAGAACACGCAGCUGAACGUCAGAGUUGCCGACAACAUUCAGGGCCGUAUCGACGUGUCGCAGUUUUUCGACAAGUGGGAGGACAUCACCAACCGCAAGAACCCUCUGCAGAAGGUAAAGGCGAACGAGAUCAUCCGCGUCCGCGCUAUCGGCAUUCACGACUCCAAGAACUACCGCUUCCUGCCUUUCUCCCACCGCUCCACACACUCCGUCAUCGAGUUCUCCGCCAAGAAGAGCGACCUCGAGACUGAGGAGGUCGAACUCCUUGCCUACGACAAGAUCAAGGUCGGCUCUUCUCACAUCGCUUUUGUCAACAACCACGGCAAGAACUGCUUGUGGGUCAACAUCUCACCCACUGUCCGCGGCAGAAUCGGCAUCAUGGACGUUUCUGACGACCUCUCCCACGCUGGCAAUCUCGAGAAGCACUUCCCCGUUGGCUCUGCUCUCAAGGUCCGUGUGGUCUCGGUCGAUGCUGAGAAGGGACAUUUGGACCUCUCAGCUCGAUCAUCCACCGGCUCUACUGAGGUCACUUGGGACUCCCUGAAGAAGAAUGUGGCCCUCCCCGGCAGAGUGACCAAGGUUAACGACCGCUCCGUCAUGAUCAAGCUUAGUGAAUCUGUUUCGGGACCAGUUCACUUGGUUGAUCUCUGCGAUAACUACGACGAAGCCAACACCCUCAAGUACAACAAAGGCGAAAUUGUCCGCAUCUCUGUGGUGGAGGUUGAUAAGGGCGACAAGAGACUCAGACUGUCAACCAGACCCUCCCGCAUUCUCAGCUCCACGUCGCCUGUCGCGGAUCGCGAAAUCACCAGAGUGUCCCAGAUUGCCUCUGGAGACAUUAUUCGCGGUUUUGUGAAGAACGUGACUGACAAGGGUGUCUUUGUGCAACUCGGCGGCACCGUCUCUGCCUUGGUCAAGAUUGGUAACUUGUCUGAUCGUUACAUCAAGGACUGGAGAGGCGCCUUCCAAGUUGACCAACUAGUCAAGGGCCGAGUGAUCAACGUCGACGCCGCUACCAGCCAGGUCGAGCUUAGCCUCAAGGCCUCCGUGGUUGAGAACGACUACACGCCCCCCGUGACGUACAAGGAUGUUAAGGAGGGACAGAUCGUGACCGGAAAGGUCCGCAAGGUCGAGGAGUUUGGUGCAUUCAUCGUAGUCGACAACUCCCUCAACGUCAGUGGCCUGUGCCAUCGCAGUCAGAUGGCCGAGAAGCCCGUUGAGGAUGCCCGCAAGCUCUACAACGAGGGCGAUGUGGUCAAGGCCAAGAUUCUCUCAGUGGACGAUGAGAGGAGGCGUAUCACAUUUGGCCUCAAGCCUAGCUACUUCGAUGAGGACAGUGAUAUGGAAGACGCCGAUGGAGGUGCGGAUCUUGAGAGUGAUGAGGACUCUGACAUUGAAAUGGGAGACGGCGGCGCUCAACUCACCAUUAGUGGCACCGACAACCUCGAGGAGUCUGACGAGGAAGACGAAGAGUACGAAGACGGUGACGAGGAUGAGGAUGAGGACAGCGACGUGGAAAUGGACGAAGACGCGACAGCUAGCAAGGGUCUCACCUCUGGCAAGUACGACUGGACUGGCGAUGCGUUUGACGAUUCAGAAAACGAGUCAAAGGCCAAGUCGAAGAAGUCAAAGAAGACCGAAAAGAAGGAGGAGAAGAAGAAGGGUGGCGAGAUCCAGAUUGAUCGUACAGGCGAUCUUGACGCCCACGGACCGCAAACCGCCACCGACUACGAGCGUCUCCUGUUGGGUCAGCCCGACUCAUCCCAACUAUGGAUUGAGUACAUGGCUCUGCAGAUGAAGGUUAGCGAGCUGUCCAAGGCCCGCGAGACUGCCGAGCGCGCCAUCAAGACGAUCAACAUUCGAGAACAGACCGAGAAGCUCAACGUCUGGAUCGCCUACCUCAACUUGGAGGUUGCCUACGGCACCAAGGCUUCCACCGAGGAAGUCUUCAAGCGCGCCUGCCAGUACAACGACGAGCAGGAGGUUCACGAGCGUCUGGCCAGUAUUUACAUCCAGUCCGGAAAGCUCAAGGUAAGCAUUCUCAGUACUCCGUGGAACUCAAACGUUACUAACGCAUCCAUACAGCAAGCGGAUGAUGUCUUCCAGUCACUAGUCGCCAAGUUCAAGUCAAAGUCACCAAAGGUAUGGGAGAACUACGCCCACUUCCUCCACGUGACGAUGAACGAGCCCGACCGCGCGCGCGCCCUCCUGCCCCGCGCGACCCAAGCCCUGGAGGAGCGUCACACAGCGCAGCUGAUGGCCUCCUUUGGUGCCCUCGAGUUCAAGUCGCCCAACGGCGAUGCCGAGCGCGGCCGCACGACGUUCGAGACGAUCCUCGCUACGUGGCCGAAGCGGUUUGAUCUGUGGAACCAGCUGGCGGAUCUCGAGGUCGCGGCCGCCGAGCCGGACACCACGGCGAUCCGGGACGUGUUUGAGCGGGGUACCAAGGCCAAGGGCCUGAAGCCCAAGAAGGCGAUGAAGUGGUUCAAGAGGUGGGCCGAUUGGGAGGAGAAGAUCAGCCCCAAGGGUCGGGAUAAGGUGAUGGCCAAGGCUCAGGAGUGGGUUGCCGCGGCGAAGGCCAAGAAGGGCGCUGCUGCUGAGGAGGACGAUGAGGAGUAA
Messenger RNA from Colletotrichum godetiae, 5382 nucleotides. Its product is annotated as S1 RNA binding domain-containing protein. Lineage: Eukaryota; Fungi; Ascomycota; Sordariomycetes; Glomerellales; Glomerellaceae. The transcript is spliced from 2 exons. Gene Ontology annotation, biological process: rRNA processing. Gene Ontology annotation, cellular component: small-subunit processome; nucleolus. Gene Ontology annotation, molecular function: protein binding; RNA binding. The coding region runs from base 1 to 5382 and encodes 1793 amino acids. The record is from RefSeq and is a predicted model, not a curated record.